This is a messenger RNA of Eimeria necatrix, 1674 nucleotides long. RefSeq lists its product as hypothetical. NCBI's taxonomy places the organism in Eukaryota, Apicomplexa, Conoidasida, Eucoccidiorida, Eimeriidae. The record is from RefSeq and is a predicted model, not a curated record. The coding region runs from base 1 to 1674 and encodes 557 amino acids. Gene Ontology annotation, biological process: protein phosphorylation. Gene Ontology annotation, molecular function: protein kinase activity; ATP binding. The transcript has 5 exons.
AUGGUGUCCCUUUCUCCCGUCCCCGCCGCCGCCGCCUCCAGAGCAAGCUGGACCACUGGUGCGCAGCCGCGGCAGCAGCAAAGCCAGCAGCAGCAGCAAAUCCAGCAGCAGCAGCAGCUUCAACACCCAGCACAGAAACGCCAAUGGCAGCAGCAGCAGCAGUGGCAGCAGGAAGCUGCGCCGGCCUCAGAGGGUCCUAGACGCAGUUCCACGCAACAACAGCAGCAGCAGCAGCAUCAAGAAGAGCAGCAGCAAAAGCAGCAGAGAAGCAGAGGCAGCCGAUUUACUCGCCGCCGGUCCCCCCUGCGUUUCGCUGCACUGUCCCUGGUCUGGUUCUUUUGCUGCAGCAGCAGCAGCGACAGUACCGCCGCAGCAGCAGCAGCGCCAGCAGCAGCAGCAGCAACAGUUCCUGUCGAACUUUUCUCAGCCAAAGCCUCCCAACACCUCCGUUUUGUCUUUCCUCAUCGCGCACUAUCUCUCGAAGACUCAGCUGUGUCGCAAAAUGCCGAAAGUGAAAAAGUCUCGGUGGAUGCAGAAGCAGCAAGUGCAGCAGAUACUCCGGUGGCUCUGCUGCAGCAGCCGAAAAUCCCAGUAGAAGCUGCACUGCAAGAAGUGACCAAAACUUUCAUGCCGCUGCUGCAGCACUUGCCUGGGCGGGUGAAGGUGGGUGCAGCAGCAGAAAUAGAAGCAGCAACAGCAGCAGCUGCUGCUGACCGUAUCUCUCUGGCUUUGUCUCUGCCUCUUUGUCUUUUGAACUUUGGUGAAUUAAGCACCAGGCUAGGGGCGGGCUCUUUUGGUGAGGUGUUUCCUUUCGCGAAGGGGCCCCUAGAGGGGGGCCCCUGCAGGGAAACGCUGGCAGCAGCAAUGGCAGCAGCAGCAGAAGGAUCUCAGGGGAGAUAUGGUGUCAAAAUAUUCAGAAAUGAAGCACUGGUGCAUUCUUUGGAGGCGGCAAUGGCAGGACGCACAAACUACUCGCCCGCAGCACUCAACAAUGCACAAAAAGUGAUCCGAAGCAUAGACCUAAGCGACGGGCUGCUGCGCUCAGCCAUUCAGGAAGCAUUGGGGUCCGAGUCACCAAUAGCUCAGCUGCAGCAGCUGCAGCAGCAGCAGCUGUCCGGUGCUGCCCUCGUGGCCAACCACAGAAGCAUUGAAGCAGCAAUCAAUGCCAACUUGUACCUUGCGGAUUUGAAGCUGACUGGGCUGAUCCUACACAGAGUUCUUGAAGUGAUAAAAACGAUGCACCCAAAAGUGUACAAAUUCAUUGAAGGCGCAUCUCUUGAAGAUAAGGCUUCUCUUCUUGCUGCUGCUGGAGAGAAGUUUGGCUGGGCCAUUCCCUUUGGUCGAGUUUUAGUCAAAGACAAGAGCGGAAGACAACUUUGGGGACUUCUUCUCAAGAUUUACGAUGGAGACAUAGACGUGCGCAUCAGCAUAAAAGAUGAUGGGUCCAGGUUGGAUGUGUGGAGCGAGCCAGCGGGAGCACCACAAGGGGCAGCAGCAACGACAACAGCAGCAGCAAGAAGCGCAUAUCUGAAGAAAGUAGCAAAUGACCGGAAUUCUCUUCUUUCUGUCUCCGCCAAAAUGUUGAGUCCUAUUGUUUACAUGCACAACUAUUUCUCCUUUGGGCAUUUCGACAUUAAGCCUGCCAAUAUGCUCUUCGAGAAAAAUCACGAGUAA